AUGAACACUUUUUUCUUAAUCCUAUCUGUAAUAUCUUAUUAUUCCGCACGGAUACAUGCUCAAUAUUAUCCAUACAAACAUUAUGAACGGCAAGCAAUGACUGAAACAAUCUACAGCAAUAAUACAGCCAGUGAAUACGAGGAUGACAGUAAUAUGUGCCAUUUGUCGGUGCGGUGUCCAGCGAUUCCCACACUGUCUCCAUAUGAUCGCGACAUGCGUAAUCGUCGUUUUACUGUCGAUACAUUCUUAGCAAUGCACGGCCCACCUGGACCUUCAGGUGAGCCGGGACCUGUCGGAAAUCCUGGGCCGCGUGGUGCUGUUGGGCCACAAGGCGAAGUGGGACGAUCGAAAGAACCAGUCCCGGUUGUAGCAUUCAUGGCUUAUCUACAAAAAAUGUUAUCCGUUGAAUCGAAUCGUACUGAAACAAUUGUUUUCGAAAAUGCUGAUAUUAACGAAGCCAAUGGCUAUAAUCCAGCGACCGGUAUAUUCACAGCGACACAUCGAGGUAUUUACAAAUUCAGUAUGACAAUCAUGGCACAAAUGGAUUCGAUUGCUACCGUACGCAUUCUUCAUAAUCAAAUCAAUGUUCUCAGUAUGAUACGUUGUGAUUGUCGACGUCGUUUUUCACACGUCCGUGGCUCCGUGUAUGCUGAGUUGAAUGCUAAUGAUCAAGUCAUGGUUGAAGCCAUUGGCGAUGUCAACGAUUCAGGUCAAUCUGCCCCUCGCAAUAAUAUAUAUGGAUAUACAUAUACACAUUUCAGCGGUGCACUUUUAUUUUUAACUAAUACUUAA
Molecule: messenger RNA, 792 nt
Organism: Adineta ricciae
Lineage: Eukaryota; Metazoa; Rotifera; Eurotatoria; Adinetida; Adinetidae
Source: the annotation of a GenBank genome assembly